Messenger RNA from Dicentrarchus labrax (European seabass), 1428 nucleotides. Its product is annotated as zinc finger protein RFP-like. The record is from RefSeq and is a predicted model, not a curated record. The transcript has 3 exons. The coding region runs from base 227 to 748 and encodes 173 amino acids. Lineage: Eukaryota; Metazoa; Chordata; Actinopteri; Moronidae.
UUGUGUGGUUUUCACAGUGCACUGCAGCUGACACUCUGACUUUAUGACCAUUCGAGGAUAAGGUGUGGACACAGACAUUAAGUUGACUCUGACCUUUUGCAUUUGAUCUAUACUAAUAACCAAGUUGAAGAAGGUAUAUCUGACUUUAUCAGAAAGAAGUACAUCUUACAACAAAGGUUGAAUCAUCCUAACAGAUAACUCAAAUAUCCUUAAAAAUAAGACAACAAUGGCGAAACUUUCAGUGAUGAUCUGGAAGGCGUUGCAGCAAUUAAAAGAUGACGAGUUCAAGAAAUUCAAGUGGUUCCUAAAGCAGGAGGACGUCUCAGAAGGCGACUCAGGCAUCUCAGUGGCUCAGCUGGAGAACGCGGACAGGCAAGACACAGUGGAUCUGAUGGCACAGAAAUAUGGUGACACUGGAGCUAUAAAGGAAACCAUGAAGGUCUUAGAGAAGAUCAGCAGGAAUGAUCUGGUUCCGAGUCUGCAAAACUCCUGUCUGGACCCAAAAGAUCUCAGGCUACAGGGGCAUGAUAGCAAGAAGGCUGAGCUGAAGAGCCUCCAGCAGUUUACAGUGGAGGUGACUCUGGAUCCUGAUGCAGCACAUCCCAAUCUCAUCCAGUCUUGUGAUGGGAAACAAGUUUGUGAUGUGAGGAAGAAACUGCUGGACAACCCUGAGAGAUUUUUCCGAUGUGUCUGCUGGAGUGAACAAAGACUUAAACAACAGAAAGGGACCGAUCACACAGAGUCUUGAGGAUGGCUACCUGACUUGAGGAACUUAAAUGAUCCUUGCCUUUCCAAAGUUGGGAGGAGAGUCUGGCCUCAUUUUAUGAUGCAGAUGCUGCAGAUCUUCUUUACUCCUUCACUGAGAAACUCUUCCCAUUUAUCGCUCGCUGCACGAAUGGUGGUAUAAAUCAAACUCCACUGAUUAUCUUUCCUGUCAAUCACACGGAUUAGAUUCAUAAUUUGUUCGCCCAGAAAAGUUCUAUGUCAUCUAUUUACUGAAGUAGUGAACAAUGUUUCCGUUUCAUAAGAACCUUAUGGGAUGGUAAUGAUUGUCAAACCCUCAGACGUUACCAGGGAGUCAUGGCUUGUGGAAAAACUUUCGCCUCUGAUUGUAUGAAAAUGAAAAUAUAAAUUAAUGGUCUCAUCUUUUUGAAUGACGAAUAAUGUUGUUUGACGUGUCCAUUAUCAGGAAUUAACAGACUCAACAUUGUCCUUUAAUUCCUAACAAUGUAUAUAUCCUGACAUUACAUAAAUGGUAAUGAACUGAAAUUCUGGUUACAUUCAAAUGUAAUGCAACCUUUAAACUUGCGUUCAAGCAUCCAAGCAGUAAAAACAUAUAUAUAAUUCCUUUUGUCAAGGAUGAGCACUGCAAAUAAAAAAACAAUGAUCAACUUUUACAAAACAACUUUUUAAUUUGUCACAUGACAA